AUGAGCUUCAUGGCUGACGAGGAGAAAAGAAAAAGACUGAUUGCACAGAUCGAAAGCACAGCGGAGGAAAUCAGAAGAGGGCAGAAAAGCGGGUUUAGAAUCAGCCAGGACUAUGCCCAGCUUUUCAGCCUAAGGGCUCCUGGGAUGCACUCAAAGCUCUCUGCCAGACCAAAGGCAGGGAUUGUGUUUAUUUGGCUCCUGGUUGUGAUGUUUUUGGUAUCUUCUACAAUCAUACUGAUUCUUAUGAAAAGGCUUGAUGUCAUUUAG
This is a messenger RNA of Encephalitozoon cuniculi GB-M1, 267 nucleotides long. RefSeq lists its product as uncharacterized. The coding region runs from base 1 to 267 and encodes 88 amino acids. Lineage: Eukaryota; Fungi; Microsporidia; Unikaryonidae. The record is from RefSeq and is marked provisional. The transcript has a single exon.